Messenger RNA from Sebastes umbrosus (honeycomb rockfish), 2911 nucleotides. RefSeq names its product leucine rich repeat containing 75Ba (gene lrrc75ba). The record is from RefSeq and is a predicted model, not a curated record. Bases 466 to 1617 code for a protein of 383 amino acids. The transcript has 5 exons. Lineage: Eukaryota; Metazoa; Chordata; Actinopteri; Perciformes; Sebastidae.
ACUGCAUGAAUAAAAAAAAAAAAAUCAUUCUCUAGUUAUUUUGAGGAGUUCAACAUGGUUUAUCAGAUUGUCUUUGAUUGUCUAAGAUCUAACAACACUGACAUCCUUCAUGCUUUUGUUGUUGUAGCUGCUUGUGGCAGAGGGGGGAUUUGAAGCCUGGGAGGAGAGACGUGUAGAGACAUCGGAUGCUGCCAUUGGUCGGACGCUCCACGUUGCUCCUCCAACCUAAACAGCAGCGUAAAGCAGAGAGAGAGAGACAGCCUGAGAGGAUGAAGCAGCCGGAGCAUCCUCAGCAUCAGCAUCCGAGCCAGGCGCACGUAUAGCCCGCGCGGAUCCAUCCAGCAGGCAGCUGCGCAGCCGCCAGACAGCACGAAGGGGAAAAAAACUGAAGGAAAAAAACAUCUCAUCAUGGGUUUGUCCGCUUGGUGAUAUCGUCUGCAACGUUAGAGGAAAAAAACAACCAUUAUGGGUUCCAGACUGAGCAGACAGAGCAGCCUGGACAAUGAGAAUUUCUCCAAGAAGCGACGCAAGCUUGUGGAUGGAGGAGAGAGAGAGAGAGACAGCGGAGACAGAGACAGGAGCAGCCGAGGCGGAGGAGGAGACUUUCUGUUUGCUCUGAUGCUGAAAUCGGACAAACUGCCCGGGAUGCUGCGGAGGACCAACCACAGUCCCUACAUGAGGAGAGUGACGUGGAUCAAGGAGAUCCAGAAGCUGCUCCGUGACCGCAGGAUAGAGCAGGCGACCGACGUGCUCAAAUUACUGAGGAAGGAUCUCGGUUUGGAAGGCACCUCGCUCAACGACAUCUUGUACAAAAACGCUGCCUUCCUCAACCUGGUGGACCCGAUCUCGCACGAGCUGCUGCUCAGCCUGGCUCGAGAGAUGCAGUGUCCUAAGAAGGACGCAGACACCAUAAAGUCUUCGGACAAGAUUUGUAGACAGCUGAUCUACCACCUGACCCCGCACUCAAAGUGGCUGAGGCAGAGCAUGUCCAGACGGAAAUCCCAGGCCUGUCUCAAGACAACCCUCCAGAAAAAGCUGUCCAGUGACUCAGUCGACCUGUCGGGCAUCACCCUGUCCACCCGCGAUGUCCGUCAGGUUGCCUACUACCUCCAAAACAACAGAGACACCGUGGUGGCCGUGGACAUCAGCUUCACCGACCUCCAGGACGACAACCUGAAGAUCCUCCUGCCUCUCCUCGCCUCGCUGCCCAAACUCAGUACCCUGGCUCUCAACGGCAACCGCCUCACCCUGGCUAUACUCAAAGACCUCACGGAGAUGCUCAAAGACCCCAAGAUGUUCUCCAGCCUGGCCUGGAUCGACCUGGGCAACAAUGUGGACAUUUUCACCAUGCCUCAGCCGCUGCUGGUCGCGCUGCGCCGCCGCUGUAGCUUGAAGAGCAGCUUGCCGACCAUCUACGAGUACACGGAGGGUCAGCCCUACUGCUACCACCUGGAGACUUCCAUCGAGGAGCCCAGCCACUACGAGGAAGAAGAGGAGGAGGAGGAAGAGGCGGAGGAGGACGAGGAUGACAUGGGGAACAAAUUCGAGCUGGAGCCGUGGAGCUUAGGGGAGAAGCAGCUCUCCAAAAACUUCACCCUUCACUACUGCGAGAGGUGAUGGGGUGUUUCCGCUCUUUCAACUGGAGUUGAAACGUCGUCCCACAGCACUGUUACCUCCUUCGCCCUCUCGCCCUCACACCACGAGCCCAGUCACCCUUUCGAGGCACGAGGGAGCCCCACAUUGUCUCGUCCUGACACAAGCUAUUCCCAACCAUCUCUGAGUUAACCCACGCAAGACGAAAGUGAAGUGACGACGGCGGACUUACUGUGUUGGUGGAUGGUGCUCUUCGGAACGAGGUGCGGUUUCAUUGGAGGGGGGCUGGAAGAGUUAAUGAACCGGUGUUCUCUCUCUCUCUCUCUCUCUCCCUCUAUCACUCUAUCUCUCUAUCACUCUAUCUCUCUCUCUCUCUCUGAUCGUGGCAGCCGAGGAGCCAGUCCCAAGGAGAUUUCGAUCAGUUGGUUGGAUGGAGGAGCAGCAUCCCGGCGGCGGCUGAAGUGGAACUCGAGCUAGUUUGGAAACACACGGUCCCUCUGGGUUCUCUACCAGGACUGGGACUAUCUCUGGCAGGCAGGGCCUAGCUCCACAUUGUGUGUUCUCUGUUAAUCUCUCAACAAAAGCUAUGACACAAGUUCAACAGACUAUACAGCCGACGACCCGUCACGUGACGCCGGCAAAACUGCUAUGUCAAGACUUUUUUGCGUUUUUUUUUUUCCCCCCCUUUCCAAAUGUCCACUUGUGAAUACCCACGCAGCCCUUGUGUCGAUGUAAAUGAGGGACACAAAACAUGGUCCCCUUGUGUUUCCACGGGCUAUUUUUCUGUGCACUUUUGGUGAACAAAGCAAUCUUAGAAGACAACAGGUAGGACUCAACAAUGGGUAGCUGUCACUGAUUGUUUUUGUACUUUGCCUGAUAGUCACCUCUUUGUAAUUAUUGUAUCCAUCACCACAGUGUUUCAGUGCAUUUAUCACGCCACAGCCACCGAGUCUGAGCAGUACUACUGUUUGUCUCUACAAAUAUGUUGUCAGUUCCAUUUAUUGAUAGCAUACUUCAGUGUGUUCGUUACGAGACACAGACAUGACUGUUAUCUAUUGGUUCUAGUCUGUCUACAGUAGCACAUAAUGAUUAAGUUAGACUGACUAAAAGCACUUUAAGGGGACUAUUUUUUUUAUAUUUCUCCAUAGCAUAUACUCUGUGUACAUUGUUUAUAGGUAGAGAUAUUUACAAAGCUGACCGCGUACCUCUUUAAAGCAGCAGUAGGCAGAAUGUUUUUGGCAUCAUUGGGCAAAAAAUCCAUAAUAACCUUUCAGCAUAUUGUAAUUCAAGUGUUCUGAGAGAUAACUAGACUUCUGCA